ACCUUCUGUUGAUUUUUGAAAAUAGUCUGGAUUCAAAUUUGAAAACAUUCUUUCCAAUCAAAAUAAAAAUAUCUGUUAAUGACAUAUUAGUCUAUUUUUUAAAUUCAACUUAGAAAUAGUGCAUUUUUUAGUUGGAAAGGGGAGAAGGAGCUUUGGUGGUGAAACCUCAAAGUAAAGAAAAUCAUUCAAGGAAAGAGGUUAGCUGAGAAGAAGUGGAACACUGAGGGGAGGAGAAAUGAAUACAUUGAGACGCGAUGUAGGGCAAAGGUCGAGGUGGCAAAGGCCAAACGAGGCAUAUGAUGACAUGCAUGCCCAGUUGGACACUAAAGAAGGAGAAAAGGAGAAGUACCCAGUGGUACUGCAUGCGGAGGUCUGGAGUGGCAGAGAAGUAUGUUAGAAUAAUACAGGACAUCUAUGAGGGCAACAGGACAGUGGUGAGGUGUGACAGAGGAGGUGGAGGUGGGAGUGCAUCAGGGAUCAGCCCCGAGCCCCUUCCUGUUUGCAGUGGUAAUGGAUGGGCUGACAGAUGAGAUUAGACUGGAAUCCCCGUGGACCAUGGUGUUCGCAGAUGACGUCGAGAUCUGCAGUGAAAGCAGGGAGCAGGUGGAGGAACCUUUAGGAAGGUGGAUACCAAUACGUUCCUUUUAAUUGUCCUUUUUAAAAAAAAAAAAAAACAUUUUCCGCGUACAGAUUUAUUACAUAUGAAAUAUUUUAUCAAGGAUUGUUUAUUUGGAUAAUCAUAGUUUUCUAGCCAUGAUUAUGAACCAAAAUGAAAAGUAAAGAACCUUUGGUAACAGUUAAUAUGUUGGGCUGGAUGUUCAUUGUCGUUGUCCAUGGUGCUGGAAUUGCUUGGAGCUGACUAUUCAGACAUACAAAUGAAGUUGUAGCAGCUAUUCGACCUCGUUCGUUCUUCUUUUUUAUCUGCGUUUUCUAUUCGCUGAAAUCAAUUUCCUCCGUAGUUAUGUAUUAACACCUUAUUUUCGUGGUUGUAUUGUUGUUUGAAGUUUAGGUAUCAUAUCUGUGUCAUCAUUCUCAAUAUUUGUUCAUGUUGUCAUACCUUUUGUUGAUUUUUUAAAAAUAGUCUGGAUUGAAUAUUGAAUGCAUUCUUUCCAAACAAAAUAAAAAUAUCAGUUAAGUAUAUAUGUAUUUUUUAAAAUUAAAACUUUUGCAAAAGAAAACGCUAUUUAUGAAAUUAUUUUAACAUCAUCUUGAGAUAAAUAUUUUUGUCCAGCAUUUUUUUCACAUUGUCAUAUUGGUAAAAUAGAAAAUGUAAACAACCCGAUUCCAAAAGCGUUAAGUACAACAUCCAAUUGUCCAGUCUUGCUAUUUUGUUAUUUUGUGGCCCCAGAUUAUUAAAAAUAAAAAAAUUAAAAAAAAGCAGUUUCCGUUGGCAAUCACAUGGAGGUGCACUACCGCCAAAAUGCUCUGAGCGCCGCUCGUGCUACGUCAUUGAAUUCGAAGGAAACUCGUCCGUGCAGCAGUCCUCCUCUCGGACUCCUUUUCGAGCUUCGCAGACGAGAAAGACGACGCUCUGCUCGCCAUUCGACGAGGAACGUUUUCCGUGGAUUCUCGUGUUUGAUUCGGUUUUUAUUGUCAAGGAUUCCUGUCGGUGUUUGGAUAUUUUCGGAUCCGCGAUGGAGCGUCUGUGGAUGCGCGCUGUCAGAGGCCGAUGGCGCACACUGUUUGUCGUUCUUUGUCUCUGUGAGCUGCGCUCCGUGAGCGGACAGGCUCGCUAUUCCAUACCGGAGGAGCAGGCGGAAGGCUCUUUCGUGGGGAACAUUGCGAGAGAUUUGGGCUUGGAUGUGGCCAGACUAGUAGCAGGUAAAGCUCGUAUUAUUAGCAAAGGAGGCCGACAGUAUGUUGAUUUCAAGCGAGACAAAGGCACACUUGUCAUUCAAGAGCGCAUCGACCGAGAGGAGCUUUGUGGAAAGACGACGCCCUGCAGCUUCACUUUCGACAUCAUUUUAGAAAAUCCCAUCCAACUUUAUCGCGUGACAGUGGAGGUCGUGGACAUGAAUGACAACAGUCCGUCCUUCCCUCAGUCGGAAAUUCAUUUGGAAAUCGCUGAAAGUGUCGCAUCCGGGGCGCGUUUCUCACUCGAGAAUGCGGAUGACCCAGAUGUUGGUAUUAAUGACAUUCAAAAAUAUGUUCUUAAGCCUUCAGAUCAUUUUAAAUUGGAAGUACAAAAUCAACCAGAUGGAGCCAGAUUCAUGGAAAUGGUUUUAGAGAAGCCUUUAGACCGAGAACAGGAGGAGAGUCUGACACUCAUGCUGAUUGCGUCAGAUGGUGGCGAGCCACAUCGGUCAGGGACGGCGAGAAUUCAAAUCACUGUGCUGGACGCAAACGACAACGCGCCAGUGUGCACUCAACCUGUUUAUAAGGUCGAUGUGCGAGAAAAUUCACCUGCAGGAACCUUGAUCGCGACUGUGAGUGCAAGCGACGCUGAUGCUGGCCUCAAUGGUGACGUCACAUAUUCCACUCGUUCUACCAAAGACACAGAGCAGGUUUUUGAUGUAAAUGUUAAAACUGGAGAGAUUAAAGUUUCAGGUAAAUUAGAUUUUGAGAAAUCGAAGAGUUAUCAGUUAAACGUCCAGGCUAGAGAUCACGGAGGAUAUACAGACACGUGUAAAGUUUUCAUCAACAUAAUUGAUGAGAACGACAACGUCCCCACAAUCAAGUUGAUGUCCUUUUCUCAGUCCAUACCUGAGGAUUCUCCCCCAGGUGCAACCGUGGCUGUUUUUAACGUGAAUGAUGACGACGCUGACGGCAACGGUGUUGUCAAGUGUGCCAUUAACGCUGACGUCCCGUUUAAAAUCGAGUCUUCAUUAGCGGGUUACUACACCAUAGUGACCGAAAACUUGUUAGACCGGGAAAGCGUCCCCGAAUAUAACGUGACCAUCACAGUGUCCGACCAAGGCUCUCCGCCUCUGUCUAGUAGUCAAAACGUCAACGUUCAAAUAUCCGACGUGAACGACAACCCGCCCGAAUUCCAUCAGUCGGAAUACAGGAAGACCGUAGCAGAGAACAACCCUCCCGGUUUUUCCGUCUUGACCGUCAGUGCCGGUGACGCGGACUGGGGCCGGAACGCUCGAGUGUCUUACUUCCUGGAGGAGAAAGAAGUUCACGGAGCAGCCGUGUCUUCUUUUGUCUCGGUCCAUCCGGAGAGCGGCGUCGUCCGCGCGCUCCGAUCCUUCGAUUACGAACAAAUCAAGUCGUUCGACUUCAACGUGAGCGCCCGCGACUCCGGAUCCCCUUCCCUGAGCUCCGCGGCCGCCGUUCGCAUCCUGAUCCGGGACCAGAACGACAACGCCCCUCAGGUCCUGUACCCGGUCCAGCCGCACGCCGAAAUGGUGCCUCGUUCGGCAGACGCGGGCUAUCUGGUGACUAAAGUGGUGGCCGUGGAUGUGGACUCUGGACAGAACGCCUGGCUCUCCUAUAAAGUGCAGCACAAAUUUGGGGGCGCAGACAGGGGGGCGCUGUUUGAAGUGGGCCUCCACAAUGGAGAAAUGCGAACUGUCCGCCAAGUGACUGAUAAAGAUGCUGUCAAACAAAGACUGACUGUCGUAGUGGAGGACAACGGGCAGCCCUCUCGUUCGGCUACGGUCGCGGUCAACGUGGCGCUGGCGGACGGCUUCUCCGAAGUGCUGAGGUCGGAGUUCGCCGACGACUUUAGCGAGGACUACGACGACCGGCUGACUUUUUACUUAGUCUCGGCUUUGGCCGCGGUCUCCUUCCUCUUCGUCGCCUGCUUGCUGCUUAUCGUGUCGCUCAAAGUGUACAGGUGGAGACGGUCUCGCGUCCUGUACCGCUCCGACCUCCCCGUCAUUCCGUAUUAUCCGCCGCGCUACUGCGACACUUUGGGGACGGCGGGGACGCUCCCGCACGUCUACAAUUACGAGGCGUGCGCCGCCGCCAAGAGUCACGUGACGAACACGCAAGCCGUGAGUCAAAGUUUAGUGAGUGUGGACGGAGCGGACGCUGACGUGCCGCACGGCGGCGAGCAGACGUCGGGGAACUGCUCUCGGAUGUCGACUUUGGUGAGUCAAUUGUUUCUCUGUUUCAUGACUUUUACUGCUUCUCGAGGUUGUAUGACUUGUUUUGCUUUAUGUUGCUGAAAGGUUGAUGUUUUGAACUUAAUGCAAAUCUUGUAACUGAGCAAAAUUGUGAAAAUAUUUGUUGAUGCUCGGUUGACUUUGUAGUUUGUCAAUUUGCUUACUUACAAGCAGGGCUUGACAUUUGCU
This is a messenger RNA of Phyllopteryx taeniolatus (common seadragon), 4241 nucleotides long. Its product is annotated as protocadherin beta-16-like. The transcript has a single exon. The record is from RefSeq and is a predicted model, not a curated record. Lineage: Eukaryota; Metazoa; Chordata; Actinopteri; Syngnathiformes; Syngnathidae. Gene Ontology annotation, molecular function: calcium ion binding. Gene Ontology annotation, cellular component: plasma membrane. The coding region runs from base 1635 to 4115 and encodes 826 amino acids. Gene Ontology annotation, biological process: homophilic cell-cell adhesion.